Molecule: messenger RNA, 1160 nt
Organism: Mucor mucedo
Lineage: Eukaryota; Fungi; Mucoromycota; Mucoromycetes; Mucorales; Mucoraceae
Product: ribonuclease H-like domain-containing protein
Exons: 4
Coding region: 174-677 (167 amino acids)
Cellular component (GO): mitochondrion
Molecular function (GO): 3'-5'-RNA exonuclease activity; nucleic acid binding
Source: RefSeq, a predicted model, not a curated record
ACUGAGAGUAAGGAUUAAAGGUUUUAUUUUCAUGCUUAUUCCGACACUGGCGCGCUCACUUUUCUCAACACGCAUACCGAAAAUGAUUAAGGACCCACUUGUAUGGAUUGAUUGCGAGGUACGUGUUUUUAUGGAAGAAAGAAAGGAAGAAGAAAGGCUUACAGGUACACCAGAUGACAGGUCUCGAUAUUAGCAAGGAUCACUUGAUCGAGAUUGCAGUCUUGAUUACGGACGGUGAUCUUAAUAUUGUUGCAGAAGGACCAGAGUUAAUUAUUCACCAAUCAAAGGACGUCAUGGAUGAUAUGAAUGAAUGGUGUGUAGAACAUCACGGAGCUUCUGGAUUAACACAACAGGUGCUCGAUUCAAAAAUCUCUGUGGAGGAAGCCGAGAAACAAGUGACUGAAUUUUUAAAGCUGCAUGUACCUCAAGGUGUUGCACCUUUAGCAGGCAAUUCCGUUCAUGCGGAUAAAGUUUUCUUGUGUAAGGAGAUGCCCAGUGUUGUAGACCAUUUACAUUACCGUAUUGUGGAUGUCAGUACCAUCAAGGAACUCGCCAAGCGUUGGUAUCCUCAGAUUGCCAAAGGCGUUGUCAAGAAGGCUGGUCAUCGUGCUUUGGAUGAUAUCAUUGAGAGCAUUGAAGAACUCAAGUACUACAGACAGCAUGUGUUUAUCAAGUAAAAGGGAGAGAUCUGACAUUACUGUAUAUAGUAUGGUGAGACAAACCAAAAAUAAAGAGACGGGUAAAAAAUUAAAAGAUGGGGAAAAUCCCAUCUAUCCUCGGGUGGGAGCGAUUGGGUAACGGUAAAUAGUGCGGGGGAAAACUAUACUGAAACUUAAAAAUUGGGCAGUCGCUGGGAAAACAUGUGAAAUAUGGAAAAAAAAGCACUCUAUUUUUAAUAAAGUUGCCUCGGAGCGAAAUGGAGUACACCUUUUAAGUUAAAGUGUCGCGCCUUUUUAAAAAGUGCAGUGUCGGUAUGUGUUUAGAAAAAAGAAGUGUCGCAGAAUUCAAGAAAAGAGUGUUGUAAAUAUAAUUGUUUAUUAUCCAUGUUAAAUUUAAUGAUAUUUAAAGAAGGCUAUAUUCAAAAAUAUGGCAUUACUGACAGUGAUCUAAACUUGCUGGCCAAAGUCGUACUAUGAAGAGGUGAAUAGCAUUAAUGGGUA